Candidozyma haemuli is the source of this 447-nucleotide messenger RNA. RefSeq lists its product as uncharacterized. The record is from RefSeq and is a predicted model, not a curated record. The transcript has a single exon. Lineage: Eukaryota; Fungi; Ascomycota; Pichiomycetes; Serinales; Metschnikowiaceae. Bases 1 to 447 code for a protein of 148 amino acids.
AUGGGUUCCACAGCAUCCAAGCCUGAGACGAAGGUGUUUACGCCCAAUGCGCCUGUGGAUUUCAGUGCGUCCUUCUUGUCACAUUUAGAAAACUCCCAGGAGUCUGACUACACCAGAGCUCAGUAUGCUGAGAAGUAUAUUCAAGAACGAGUUGCUGCCGAAUUGUCCAAGUUGGAGGUUGACGCAGCAAAGAGAUUUAAGGAGACUACCUCGCAAUCAUUAGAAACCGCCGUUGACUCCAAGACGUCUGUGGCCUCGUCGAACGAGAAAGUCCAGGAAUUGACCAAGGCUUUGCAAGACAGCGCCAAGUUGAUACUGGUUGAAUUGAACGACGACAUUAAAAAGGCACGUGGCAAUGUUAUUGCCUGUUUGAAGGACAACCAAGGACGUUCUUUGAACUGUUGGGACGAGGUCCAGGAGUUUAAGACGUUGGUGAACAGCAUGUAA